Messenger RNA from Choloepus didactylus (southern two-toed sloth), 1151 nucleotides. RefSeq names its product 5-hydroxyisourate hydrolase-like. The coding region runs from base 149 to 814 and encodes 221 amino acids. Gene Ontology annotation, molecular function: hydroxyisourate hydrolase activity. Lineage: Eukaryota; Metazoa; Chordata; Mammalia; Pilosa; Megalonychidae. The transcript is spliced from 3 exons. Gene Ontology annotation, biological process: purine nucleobase metabolic process. The record is from RefSeq and is a predicted model, not a curated record.
CGGGGCUGGGGGCCGCCCCCGCCCACCCACCGUGGCCGUGUUAGCCUUCCGGGCCCCCGGCCGGGAGAUGCCCGGGUCGCGGGGAAGGACCUGACCGGGUGUUCGCAGCCCGCCCUGGGGGCCGGGGCAGAGGUGGAGGCGGCCAGGCAUGGGCUCAGGGGCUGCCCAGCGACUGCGUGUGCUGCAGCUGCACCUGGGGAGCCCGCAGGGCCGUGGCAUGGAGCUGGGGAGCAGCCCGCUGACCACACAUGUGCUGGACACAGCCUCAGGGCUGCCAGCUCGUGGCCUCUGCCUCUGUCUGUCCAGGCUCGAGGAGCACGGCCAGCAAUGGACCGAGCUGAGGAAAAGCUACACCGACCCGGACGGACGCUGCCCCGGGCUCCUGGCGGCAGGCCAGAUGAAGGCAGGCACCUACAAGCUGUGCUUUGACACCCAGGGCUACUGGAGCAAGAGGGGCCAGGAGAGCUUCUACCCGUAUGUGGAGGUGAGGGCGCCGGCGGCUGCGGGCAGAACCGUGACUCAGCCCCGGGCGUGGCCCUGCCAGCAGCCAGACCUGUGCACUGGGCACAGGGCGCCUGCCGCCUCCCCCAGGGUGUGGCCAGACUUCACGACGACACGCCCGCCCCUGGCCUGCCUUUGGGAGGGCAGCUCCCCUUUACAGAGAAGCUUUCGUCUGAGCCAAGGCUCCAGCUCACCCCGAGGGUGGCCCUUCUGGAGCCGCCAUCCAAGCCCCCGGCCUUUCUCGGGCCGUGGUGCCCAGGGGACACAUCUGGACCUAAUCCCUGCCACCCCUCCCAUCCUCAGCCCCUACUGAGUACCACCUGGGCCAGGGGGCUUCUGCCCAGAGUUCAUGACCCGCCAGGCCCCUCCCUGCCUUCCGCUGCCUUCUCUGUCUGCCCCUCUCCCAGGUCGUUUUCACCAUCACUAACGAGACCCAGAAGUUCCACGUGCCGCUGCUGCUGAGCCCGUGGUCCUACACCACGUACCGGGGGAGCUAGAGGCCAGCAGGAGCCGUCUGUCCCUGCCACCAAGGCACUCAGUAGAGCGGGUUUCCUGUCGGCGGGUGUUUGCUUUCGCUUCUGGAGAGCUCUGGGGCCUCCUCCCAGCCCUUGGGGUUUCCAGGGCGUCAAUAAAGUCAGCUGACACCUGGA